GCUCCCAUCCACACUCGACCAAUUGACUCAAACCGGACCCAAACCAAUUCCGGUCGCCUCCGAGUCUUUUGUUUGUGUGUUUUAAUUUCAGUUUUCCGGGAAAAAGAUGCUUUCAAGCUAGAUCUAAUAUCAACUGUGUUGAUAUUUUCAAAAAAGUAAAAGCCUAUUUGAUCAAAAAUUUUUAAAAAAGCCGAAGAGAUGGUGGGUUGGCUCAUCUGCCUACUCCUGACAACAUUCGUCAACUCGCUGCCCUAUUCCAGUGCAAACGGUCUGAUGGUGAUGACCGUCGCGACGAACAGGACGGACGGCUUUGUUCGAUACAUGCGUUCUGCUGAACAUUUCGGCCUCGAGGUCGAGGUGCUCGGUAUGGGCGUCGCCUGGGAAGGCGGCGACAUGAACUACAGGGGCGGAGGUCACAAGGUGAACCUUCUGAAGAAGGCCCUCAAGCCGUAUAAGAACGACAACCAGCGUCUCGUUCUUUUCACGGACAGCUUCGACGUCAUCUUUAUGGGCGGCGCUGAAGAGAUAGCGGCCCGAUUCGCCGAGAUGGACUCGAGGCUGGUGUUCUCGAGCGAGUCACUGUGCUGGCCCGAAGAGGAGCUGGCCGAACAGUACCCCCAGGUCGAGGAUGGUUACAAGUACCUCAACUCGGGAGGCUUCAUCGGCUAUGCCAGCGAUAUUUACGAGAUACUCAAACUGCACAAGAUCAAGAACAAUGACGACGACCAGCUCUUCUACACUAAGAUCUACCUGAACAAAGCACUGAGGGAGGAGCAUAAGAUCAAGCUCGACCACAAGGCCCUCAUAUUCCAAAACAUAUAUGCUGCGGAAAAGGACGUCAAGCUCGUGACGGACGGCACGGACGAAAGGGGUUCGUACAUAGUCAACGAGGCGACGGCAACGAGGCCGCUCAUCCUCCACGGGAACGGCAAGAGCAAACUCCUCCUCAACUCAAUCGGCAACUACGUUGGAGGAGGCUACGACGACACAAGGGGGUGCACGUCAUGCAAGAAGCACGAGCAGGGGGCGGCUGAUGGCAAGACGGUAUUAAUGACCAUUGUCGUGUCGAGGGACUCGCCGUUUCUCGAGGAGUUUUUUGAAGGGGUCGCUCUACUGGCUCACCCGGCUGACAGACUACACCUCUUCAUCUACAACAAGGUGAAAUUCCACGAGCCCAUCGUCCAGGCCUUUGUCAAGAAGAACUCGAAAAAGUACUCCUCUGUGAAGCAGAUCUUGCCAGACGAUAACCUUGACGAGGAUUCUGCCCAGGAUAUCAUGAUGGAAUAUUGUUUGAAAAAAGAGUGCGACUACCUUUUUGUCCUUUAUUCUCUCGCCAUGCUGGAAAGGCCAGACACGAUAUCAAGGUUGAUCCAGCAGGACAAGAGUGUGAUAGCACCCCUCCUAACGAGGUACAACGAGGCCUUCUCCAACUUCUGGGGUGCGCUCAACACCGACGGCUUCUACGCACGGUCCUUCGACUACAUGGAUAUAGUCAACAAUAGGAAAAGGGGCGUCUGGAACGUGCCGUACAUCUCCGUCUGCUACCUCGUCAAAUCAUCCCAGCUCUCGUUUCUGAGUGGGGCAUAUAAGAGCGACAAAUACGACCCAGACAUGGCGUUCUCGAGCUCGCUCCGUGAGAAGGGUGUACAUAUGUAUGUCGACAAUACGGUCGACUAUGGCUACAUGACAAACCCGGACAGCUACGACACGAAGCUGUUAAAUGCUGAUUUCUACCAGGUCAUUGACAACCAGCACCAAUGGGAGAGGAGGUACCUACAUGAGAACUACUCGCAGGCUUUGCAGCCCGGCUCGACGAUCCAGCAGCCUUGCCCUGACGUCUACUGGUUCCCCAUUACGACAGCCAGGUUCUGCAACGAACUCAUUGGAAUAAUGGAAAACUUCGGCAAAUGGUCUUCAGGGACCAACACGGAUGAACGACUGGCAGGUGGAUACGAGAACGUUCCAACGAGGGACAUACACAUGAACCAGGUUGGACUAGAGAAACAAUGGCUCCACAUCCUCGGCGAGUACGUCCGCCCACUUCAGGAGCACGUCUUCACCGGCUAUUUCCACGACCCUCCCAGGUCUCUAAUGAACUUCGUCGUCAGGUACAGGCCGGACGAACAGCCUUCACUAAGGCCGCACCAUGACUCAUCGACUUACACUAUCAACAUCGCCCUGAACCGGCCCGGUCUCGACUACGAAGGAGGCGGAUGCCACUUCCUCAGAUACAACUGCAGCGUCACCAACACGAAAAUGGGCUGGAUGCUCAUGCACCCAGGCAGGCUGACGCACUUCCACGAAGGGCUCAGGGUCACGAAAGGCACGAGGUACAUCAUGAUCUCGUUCGUCGACCCGUAAAUACUCAAAAACUACGACACAACCUAAUGUAAGUCGGGAAAAAGGGCGAAAUGGGGCGGACCCAAAUUUCUAACCGUAAAUGGCAAUUAUUUUCCCCCCCACAGGAGAAAGCAACCAAAGUGCACUGCCAAACUACGCUAUGGAAGGAUUCCCAAAAGUUGAACCUAAAAAAAAAAUUUUUUUUCUAUUUAGAAUAUAGUCUGGAUUUUUAUUUUUUAUGAUUUGUACUUUUCAUAAAUGUGUAAUGUAAUAUAUAUUUUUUAGUAGCCAAUCCCUAUUAAAGUGGUUGGAGGAGAAGAAAAUUCUGUUUAUAAUUUAUAAUAUUUAAAACAGUAAAGGAUUAUAUUAUUUAAAAAUAACUUA
Cimex lectularius (bed bug) is the source of this 2724-nucleotide messenger RNA. RefSeq names its product procollagen-lysine,2-oxoglutarate 5-dioxygenase 3 (gene Plod). Gene Ontology annotation, molecular function: iron ion binding; L-ascorbic acid binding; procollagen-lysine 5-dioxygenase activity. The coding region runs from base 199 to 2361 and encodes 720 amino acids. Gene Ontology annotation, cellular component: endoplasmic reticulum. The transcript is spliced from 11 exons. Lineage: Eukaryota; Metazoa; Arthropoda; Insecta; Hemiptera; Cimicidae. The record is from RefSeq and is a predicted model, not a curated record. Gene Ontology annotation, biological process: peptidyl-lysine hydroxylation.